CGACUUCCCAUCACCUCCCACACCUUUCCUCACUUUCUCUGUCUUCCACAAACAAAGCACAGGAACCUGUGGCACUGGCUGAACGUGACUUGGUUGGUCAUCAUACUGGUUUCUAGCAGCAGUGAGGGCUCUCACUGAAAAUGUCACCUGCAUUAUGGGAGCAUUUUUUGGCCGGCUCAGGGCCUUAACUGAAAUAGUAUACCCUAUUAAAUCAAGUAUUAGAAUUUAACGAAACACCCUUCUAACGUCCCCUGAACUGCCUCAUUUCCUAAAGUGACUGCAGAGCGAUUAUCUAGAUUGAUAAGUGACAGCUCUGCACAGUCAACUCUGGUUACAGUUCUCCCACUUCUGAAGCUGUGGCUUAGAAGAGGAAGCAGUUAAAGUAUUUGUUUGUAGGUUGCUGGUAAGGAGGCUUGCGGAAGCUUUCCCUUUUUUUUUUUUACCUUCAAAAUAGCUUUCCAAAGUACUUCACUGAUACCAGGCUGCUGAAGGGAUGCUGUGAGCUUCAGGAGUUGUGCCCAGAGGGGAGAAUGUUUCCUGGAUGCUAAGGUAUUUGCAGCUCUGUAGGAGCUCAACAGCUGAUUUGCUGCCCAAGUGCUGAGGACGUGAAAUACUGGAAGAGGUUUGCAUGCUGGAGAGUCACUGGAAGAACUGAGCACCGGGCACGGAGAACGAAUCUCGCGCACGGUCAUCGAUGUCCAUGCUCCCUUCUGCAGCUCAAGCCAGAGCGGGAGCGCCUCCAGCAACUCGCCAUGCCAACAACAGCCUGGCGCUGAGCAGCCUGGAUGGCAUUUACAUCGGUACCGAGUGCUUGGUUGCUUUGUUUGCCACUUUGGGUAACAUCCUGGUCAUCUGGGUGGUGAAGCUGAACUCGACGUUUCAGAACACGACUCUGUACUUCAUCGUUUCCCUGGCGCUGGCCGAUAUCGCGGUGGGGCUCCUCGUCAUACCCCUGGCCAUCGUGGUGAGUCUGGGCAUCAGCGUCCACUUCUACACCUGCCUCUUCAUGUGCUGCCUGAUAGUGGUGUUCACUAACGCGUCCAUCCUCUCCCUCCUGGCCAUCGCGAUCGACAGGUACCUGCGAGUGAAGCUGCCAACCAGAUACAAGAUCAUCACUACAGAGAGAAGAGUUUGGUGGGCACUGGGUUUGUGCUGGUCUCUGUCCCUCCUGGUAGGCUUGGUCCCCAUGUUUGGAUGGAACAAAACAGAACCAAGGAACUCUGACUUUCUCAGGUGUCAGUUUACCUCUGUGAUGAGGAUGGAUUACAUGGUGUAUUUUGGCUUCUUCACAUGGACGCUCGUCCCUCUGCUCAUCAUGUGUGCUCUGUACGUUGAAAUCUUUUACAUCAUCCGGACAAAGCUAAGUCAAGGUACAACCACCGUGAGAGGGGCAGGAGCUUUUUAUGGCCAGGAGUUCAAGACAGCCAAAUCUCUAGCACUUGUUCUCUUCCUGUUUGCAAUAUCCUGGUUGCCUCUGUGCAUUAUAAACUGCAUUUCCUAUUUUUACCCCGAGUGUCAGAUCCCUCCGUAUUUGUUGUACUUAGGAAUCCUGUUAUCCCAUGCCAAUUCUGCCAUGAACCCCAUUGUCUAUGCUUGCAAGAUAAAGAAGUUCAAAAACACGUACCUUUUAAUUUUAAGGACCUAUAUCCUGUGCAAAAAACGACCCAGUUCUUACAGAGCAAACAACAGACCAACAGUCAUAAAUAAAGAACGAACGUUGACCCGCCAGUAUACACCAGACCGUUGAUAAACCACUUUGCUUUGUUAAGAAACUCAUGGGAAAGUGUUUGUUCUGUUUCAUCUACUCCUGCUCUUGCACGAACUGUUUUAUGAUAAGGGCAAGCUCCUCUUAGACAAUCUGAUGCACAUUUGACAUCAAGCUCAAAAGCAUCACUUACGAUCUUCUGCAAUAUUGUACCCCAGAGAAUUCUGCGUGGUGGUUGCUGUACCAAGCCCAGACCUUCCAGGCAAGCAUCUUCAUUUAACAGGACCUUCCAGUUUUUAUUUAUUGGCUUGAGCAUUAUUUGGUAGACCAGCGACCCAGAGCAGUGUUAACAAGGCAGACUUUGUGCUCCUAGCUCAGAUCUGUGAUGAGCUCCUAAAAAACAGUGCUUGUUCAUUUCCAGUUUGGACUCAAGUCAACUGGAGUCUUUCUGCUAUAAUUUCGAUUUCUCCUUUUGCCCAGUUAUAGGAACUUUGCUUACACACAGCCCUGACGGUUUGGGGUUUUUUUGGUCCGGUAGCACCUGCCCAAUAAAACGAUAGCGUCUCCUGGGACACCUCCGCCUGCAGAUGACCUGCACAAGUGAAAUUACCAGCCCGGCUGAAAGGCCAGGAGCCGCACUGGCUUUGUGACCCUCCUCUCCUUUGGGGGAGAUCCUGUCAGUGGGAGACUCUCAUGGCUUUUAAAUCAAGACAACGCUCACCCCAGAAGGCUGCAGAGUGGACCUCAGACAUAGAGCACCAGGCAAGAGCCAAACUGCCAAACACACUGAAGCUAUUCAUUAAUGAGAUACGCUGGGGACAGGGCAACACGCCAGGAAGAGAUGACUGUCAAAAAAUAAACUAAUGAUAUCCUUAAGUUCUUCCCUCCUCCCCCAGCUACCUGACCAAGAAUGGAAUCAACUAUCCUAAAAUUGUCAAGGAUGUGUUUCCUAAUUUGUUGCUAAAAAACAUCAAUGCUUGGGGAUUCUUCCUGCACAGCAUAUUCCCAUGCUUAAUUCUCCCUAUAAUCACUAACUGUUUUCCUAAUACUUGAUUUAAAUGUAAUUUGCUGCAAGGCUCCUCUGUAAACCUGAAGAACAGUUGCUCUUUUUGUAACAACCUGUUACAGAUCUGAAAACUACUCUAAAUGUAUAUGUAAAUAUGGAUGUAUAUGUGUCUUUGUAUUAAAACUGUUCCAAAAUACAGAAAAGAUACUUCAGAAAAAUUUCAUCCAGUGUUAGUUUUUUUACAUAAGGAUUGGUUGGGUCCACUGAAAAAUAGGAUAAAUAUGUUCCUUGUUGUUGGUAAUAGAGCAGCUCGCAGUCCAGGCAUGUCCUCGCUGAUUAUUUUUAUACCCUUUGUCUUCUCUGUCAAUUUAGACUAAAUUUGAGUCUGGUCAACUUGUGUUGCAGUGUUGUCACAUUUUCAAGAAUAAUAAUAAGUGUUAGAUGGAUUUUAUAUUAAAUCAGCCGGCUUGUUUCCCACAACAAUCAAAAAAGCAGCCUGUGUGAAAUCUCUGCACUGUUUUAGUCGGAGUCCUGACUAGGACGGCACAGAAAUUGCAGUAAAUAUUACACCACAGCUCUUACACCCUGCUUUUAGGGAACAUGGGUCACACUUAAAAUAGUUCAUUAAAGGCCAGGCCCCCUUUUCUCCAUCUUUAAAUAAUAAAAGUGAUCUAGAAAAGGGA
Tyto alba (common barn owl) is the source of this 3394-nucleotide messenger RNA. RefSeq names its product adenosine A3 receptor (gene ADORA3). NCBI's taxonomy places the organism in Eukaryota, Metazoa, Chordata, Aves, Strigiformes, Tytonidae. Gene Ontology annotation, cellular component: membrane; dendrite; synapse. Gene Ontology annotation, biological process: G protein-coupled adenosine receptor signaling pathway. Gene Ontology annotation, molecular function: G protein-coupled adenosine receptor activity. The record is from RefSeq and is a predicted model, not a curated record.